GAUACUCGAAACCACUUGCUGCUAUACUGGGGCAGCUGGCACGGCCUACCACGCAAGAGCCGACCCACUCUGACACUCGCAGAUCUAUAUGUAGUACGCGUCGCUCCAGAAGCUACCAGCAAAGCUUUUGGAGAUCUUUUGUGCUUCUGCCCCAAGUUCUGGGAACUGUUACAUCUGAGGUUGAAUCACACAUCCCGUCAAUAUGGCACUCCUCACAUUGAUCCUGGUAGCCACUACCCUGGGAGCAUAUGCACUGUACAGGUACCUGGAAUCAUGUCGCCUUCACAGGGUUCCCACAGGACUGAAGCCCCUUCCUGGUCCGAAAGGUUAUCCCAUCCUAGGUUCCGUCCCUGAUGUACCUGAAAAGAAUGCGUUCAUCAAAUUCUCAGACUGGGGCAAGGAGUACGGUCCCAUCUACCAGGUCAACUUGGCUGGCUCCAACCAUGUCUGGAUUUCUAGCGAGAGGAUUGCACACGACCUUCUGUCGAAGAAGGCUGCCAUCUACUCUGAUCGCCCACACAUUCCUGCACUGCUCGACGACAACCGUACUAGUGCCCAGUACCUACCUCUGCUGAGCAGAAAUGAGGGCCACACCCGCCAGAGGAAGUUCGCUAAUGUCAUCAUGCGCGAGUCGGAGAAGGUAGCCUUCCAUCGGUAUCCAGAGCUGGAAGCAAAGCGCAUGCUCGUUGAGUUGCUCGAGGAACCGGGGUCGUACAAUCACGCUCUCGAGUCCUUUAUUGCUCGCGUCACUUCCCGCCUGGCGUGGGGCCACGCUGAAGCCAGCGACGAGCUCAAACAACGUGCACGCGAGCUUCUAAUAGGUGUAUCGCCGACUGGAGCACUAGGUAACAAGCUGCCCUUCCUGAUGGCGCUGCCCGAUUGGAUGUCGCCAGCUAAGGCAUGGGAGAGGCGACGGGCCAAAACCGAGCGCACUUUCUUUCAGACCAUGCAGGCCCAAGUCGAGCGCGACAUGCAAGAGAAAGCCGCACCGGCGUCAUGGAUGAAGACGUUCCUUUCUCAGGGGGCCGCGAAGUUCGGCUUCAAGUCUGAUCUUGAGGGAGCUUAUGCGGUCGGCAUGCAUGGCAUCGCUGGGGCUCUGACGAUUGCGGCACCGAUGCAGUCUUUCUGCUUGGCUAUGUCGUAUUACCCUCAAUACCUACCGAUGCUUCAAGAGGAGAUUGAUCGUGUCUGCGGUGACAGGUUACCUGUCGCAGAAGACCGUCCGAACAUGCCUAUGCUUCGCGCUAUCAUCCGCGAGUUGAUUCGCUGGCGACCACCAGUGCCAACAGGUAUCCCGCAUUACCUAAUCCAAGACGACGAAUUUGAAGGCUUCCACAUUCCCAAGGGGAGCACAAUACAUCCUCUGGAGUGGGCAAUAUCGCGCGACCCUGAAAUCUAUCCCGACCCAGAGACAUUUAACCCUCUGCGGUGGCUGAAGCCUGAGUACCCAACCUACAAAGAGCCUCUCACCCAAUUCCCUACCAUCAUCAACUCAUCCCAAUUCGGCUACGGACGUCGACUGUGUCAAGGACAGACAGUCGCCGACGAAGACCUCUUCAUUGGCAUUGGGUCCAUUGCAUGGCUCUUCAAUAUUUCCAAGCGCUCCCAAGACAAACCCCCCGUUCCCAAGAAGCCCGAGCACCUCACCGGCAUGAACAAGAAACGCACAAUAUCCACCGAAGAACUCAACACGGGGCUGACAAACACCGACUUGCCGUCAGAAAAAGCCAGCUUAGAGCUCGCGCGCCCAGCGCGGCCCUUCCCUCCAGGCUACAGACCAAUCGAAUGGGGGCAGCUUUCGCAGAAAACCGAAGACCCCACGCUCGACUACUCCAUCCUGCUGAUCGCCAAGCCAAUACCCUUCUCCUUCGACCUCAAGCCGCGCAAUGCUGCGCGCGCCCAGCACGCCAGACAGCUGUUCGCCGAUGGCUGGGAGAAGGGGCACUACACCAAGGCGCGCGAGUACUGGGGCGCGGACCAGGGGCGCAGCGAGUCGCUGGGCUGGAGCAAGGUAUGAAACGGGCGGUGGCUCCGGGUCCCUGCGGCGGGCGCGGGAGGCGUGGUGCAGAGCGCUGUGGCGGCCGGCGGGGAGCCGGCGUUUGGGAUGUGGGUGCGGGUGGCAAAGCGGGAAUGACGCGCGAGCAG
Molecule: messenger RNA, 2145 nt
Organism: Boeremia exigua
Lineage: Eukaryota; Fungi; Ascomycota; Dothideomycetes; Pleosporales; Didymellaceae
Product: cytochrome P450
Exons: 4
Coding region: 203-2017 (604 amino acids)
Molecular function (GO): heme binding; oxidoreductase activity, acting on paired donors, with incorporation or reduction of molecular oxygen; monooxygenase activity
Source: RefSeq, a predicted model, not a curated record